This is a messenger RNA of Solanum pennellii, 1374 nucleotides long. RefSeq lists its product as uncharacterized. NCBI's taxonomy places the organism in Eukaryota, Viridiplantae, Streptophyta, Magnoliopsida, Solanales, Solanaceae. The coding region runs from base 573 to 1196 and encodes 207 amino acids. The transcript has 9 exons. The record is from RefSeq and is a predicted model, not a curated record.
AAAGUUAAACAUUAAUAAAACAUUUUGACUUCACUUUCCUCUUUCAGCUUUCCUUUUCACGUUUCUCUUUUCAGCAGAAGAAUUGGCCGGUUCCAUUAUUCCGAUACAAGCUGAAGUACUAAAGGUUCGAGGUGAAGAGAGGUGAAGAACUAGUUUGCUUUUCUGAUACAAGCUGAAGAGUCGAUGAACUGAGCUGAAGAGUUGAACGAUUUCUUGAAGAAAGAAAUGAAUACUGUUGGGUUGUUGACAUGAUGAACUGAAGCUAAUUAGUCUCUCCGUCACACUGUUCUCUCAAGUGUCUCACUGAAGAACACAAUUUCAAAGAGAUUUUGUUGGAUUUGGGUUUAUCAGGUUUUGCUGAGAGGAAACUAAGAUUAUGCAGACAUCAAAAUCAAGGCAACAAAGAAGCUCCAACUGUGAACUUUAAAGGGAUUGUGUAUUUUACUGAAAGAGAUGAAAAUCUGAAGAUACAAAGGUGGGGAUGGAAGAAAUCAAGAGUGGAAGCUGAAGAACUCAAGUGCUGAGAUUCCUUUUCAUUCUCUAGUAAUCUGUACAACCAAUUUGUGAAGGCCAUGUGUGAGAUGAAUUCUCAAAACAGGAAAAAGCAAAAAUGGAGACAUCGAAUGGGACCUAUUAGUUUUGCAAGAGUAUGUGUGACAUUGCGUGCAAUCAAAGAAAACAAUGAGGAACCACCAAAGUCUGAAAUGUUUAUUGAAACUCGUACAAAAAUGGGAAAGGAACUUCAGGCCGAUACUCAAAUUGCAAUAGCUGAACUUCAGAAUCGCCAAAAUUUUGGGGAAACUGCAGAUGAUGCUUUUACGACAGCGUUUGGUAAGGAGCAGCCUGGUCGACUUAGAUGCUAUGGUAGAUCAGUGACAACAAGUUCUUUGAAGAAAGAUGAGGAAGAUAGCAAGCUAAAACAAAAAUAUGCCAAUGAAAUCACUUCUCUGGAAGAAGAAACGAAUGAAAUGAGAGAAGAAAUAAGAGAAGAAAUGCGACAUUUUUUUAGUCAAUUGCUUCAAAACAACCCUGGAUUGAAUGUUCGAGGUAUGCAAGGGGGUGUUGUAUCUAACAUUGCUUCACCUAUUGAUGCGGGUAGUGCACAAACUGUAAAAGGCCAAAAUCCUCUACAAUCUUCCGGGUCAACUCAUGAUCCGAAUCUUCAAAAGUCUGACAGGGAUCCUCCAAUGAUGUGAAAUUCGCGUUGAAGUAGAAAAAGAGGUCUUUCCAGGCUGCAGAGGAAAAUGGAAGUGAUCAAAUUUGAAGUGGAUGAUGAAGAGUUUUUGAACUAUUGUAAAAGUUUGAAUACAUAUUUGAACUAUUGUGUAGACAUUUAGAAUACUGAUGUAUAAGUAUGGGUAUGUGCACAACACA